AUGGAUUUGCGAUCAGCAAGUGCCAGAGAGGCGGGUAAAACAAUCUAGAUAAUGGCACAAGUCUUAUAAGAUGAUUUUGAAGGAAUCGCAAAUAAAUUAAUCACGAAGGAUUCCUUGAUAAAACUGGUCCAUUGUGGAACUAAAGUACUUGCAGAGAUUGGUAAUUAGACAAUUAUCAGUAUUUUGAAUUACGUCUGCGUCCCUAAAGUCAUUUAGAAGUUUUAAGAAGAAAUGAAAACUAGCAAGAAUACCUGGGCACAUGCUAAGAUAUCUGGCUAUUUAUUUCAGAUAAUGUAAAACUACCCUUUUGAGCAGGUUAUAUUAAAGCAGCUUCAUAUUAUUGAACCUUGGAUGUAAUAGGCUCUUUCUGAUGCUAAUCCUGAAGCUAGACAAGCUGGUAGAAAAGCAUUUCUUCUCUAUGAAUAAUAUGCACCAUAUGAAGCUGAUUAGCUUUAUAAAAUGUUAGAUUAUUAGGUUUAAAGAGCUAUUUAUGAUGAUAGAACAGUAUUUGAGAAUAAGAGUGAUACCCAAAAUAAAAUUUAAUUAUCAAAAUCUUAUGGAAACUCAAAUAAUUUAAUUCAGAGUAAUGUCCUAGGAUAGACUUAAGUCAAUAAUUUCGUCCUCGAAGCAGAGAAGACUCAAAAGUAUGAGAGGGAGAGAUCAUAGAAAAGACCAUCUACAGCAAAAUAACUAGUAAAUUCAGAUAAGAAAAUGAAGACUCCGAUGAAGUCUUCAGGAUCUAGAAGGAGUAAUCAGUCGCCAACAUCUUCAAAAAGUGCUAGUAAAAUAAAACUUGUUAGCCUUAAUUACCCUCAAGCAGGAAAUACUUAAACAAUUAAAAGUAGUGGAGGCUAUACCAAUCCAUUCAAUGCUAAUGUAGAGAACUUUGCAAUGACUAACCAAGCAAUGACAGACCAUUCAAACUCAUAGUAGGUGAGCAUGGACAAAUUGUUUAUUAAGAUGAAAAAUAAUUCUUGGCAACUCAGAGUUGAAGCUUUUCAAGAACUUAUGACAUAUCUUGUAGACUUGGAUCAUGAAUAAUUAAGCAAGAUAUUAAAGAAAGAAAAAACCUUUCCAUUGAUUGUAAACAUAUCCUUACAGUAUCUUAUGAAUGAACAAACUACUAAAGUAGUGGAGGUUUCGAUGGAUUUAGUUGAAUUUUUGCUAACACAAAUGCCAGAAAUGCUAUUCAAUCAUAUAGAAAAUAUAGUAAGAGCACUUCUAAGAUUAAUUUCGACUAAAAAAGAUAAUAUGAAUUUAAAAGGUCAAGAGCUGCUUCAACUUGUGAUGGAAGUUUUGACACCAAAUGUUAUUCUUCCUAAUUUAGUCGGGAUUCUUGAAGAGAUUAGUGAUGAUAACACCUAGAUUCCCAUCAAAUUAAGUGGUCUAGACACUCUAUGCAUUCUAUUGAAGGAAGCAAAGCUUUCAGAGUAAAUUUAAUUUGAAUCAACUGUUCAAAUCAUAUCCUAAAUCUUACAAAAUCAUUCUUCAUAGAAGCAGGUCCAAAUCUCAAGUUUAAAAGCAAUUUAAAUUUUGAGAGAUAAGAAUGUCAAGUUUACCUUAGAAAGUAUAAAUCUACUAAGCAAUCUAUAGUAAAAUAUAUUGAAGUAAGUCGCUAAUGUCUUUGAUCGAAAUCUUGCGAAGUAAAUAAUCAAUUACUAAGAAGAUCAAAGCAACUAUGUGAGUGAACAAUAUGCAAAUCAAUAUCAAAAUCAAAACUUAAACCAUUAAAGCAAAUAAAAGAAUUGCUCUGUCGUUGAAACAACAGCAGUAAGAACUUAAGAAGCAAGCAAUAAGUCUUUAACUUAGAACAAUAAUUAAUCAACACCAGUACUUCAAAAUUUUACUAAUAAAACUCAAAGGUCACCAAUCAAAGAUUAAAAAUCAAAACUGGAUGAGAGAGGAGCAAACAAUAAGGAGAAUUCUGCUUAAAUGAAACAGAAAUAACCAUUAAUAACAACAUUGAAUCAAUUUUCAAACUAAACUCAAAUUUCUUCUAACUAAACAAUGACAGACGAGAGUGUAAACAUAGAUUUUUCUAAUUUCUCUAUGAGUACAACUAUUCCUACCUAGAAUUCAAUCUAGAGUAAUCUAAUAUCUCAAGUAAUAUCAAUUUACUCUAUUUUCAUGGACAACAACUAGUCUUAAACAAACAAAAUAUAAAGCUUCAAAAGUUUGAGCAAGAUAAUGAAGUCUAAUUGUCCAAGCAUCUUGCAGGAUGUUUGGCAGCCAACAUUUGAAAGUCUUAUUGAUUCCCUUUUCUCAAUUAUGUGCAACAAAUAAGAUUCUCCAGCUAUUAAAGAUUUGUGUAUAAGAACCAUUUCAGAUUUAAUAGCAGUGUAAACUAGAGAAAGAUUGAAUUAACUAUCAAUGAAAGUUAUGAACUUAAAACUAAGAGAUAAACUGCUGCAUUAGACGCUCUAAAUUUAUACAUCUUCCUUGGAAUUUUCUGGCUAAGUUGUUACACAUAAUUCAGCAAAUGAUCCUGCUGAUUAAAUAUUAGACUCUCUUGCAAAGAAGUGUGAAUCAUAAUUCCUAGUCUAAAGCAUUUGCCCACUAUUUGCAUAAAUUGAGCCACCAAAACUCUAAGCAAUCAUUAGGAUGGUAAUGAACAGAGUUAGGAUAAUCAAUACUGGGGAAAUUGAGGGUGAGUUCAAAAUUGAAUCUUAUCAGCACAUUGCUCAAAACUUAGUCUAAAUGGCGGAUUAUUUCUAUGAAAUAAUAAAUAACUAAAAUGCAGAUGUCAGGAAAUGCACAGUUUUUUGUUUAGUUGAGAUUUAGGCUAUAAUUGGAGAUGACUACUUCUAAGCAUUUACAGGGAAAUUAAAUCCUAGCCAACAAAAGUUAGUCGAUAUUUAUAUUAAAAAAAGACUUGACAGCAUUCAGCAAGAAUAAAUGAGGAUGAUUGUACAAUGA
Molecule: messenger RNA, 2916 nt
Organism: Stylonychia lemnae
Lineage: Eukaryota; Ciliophora; Spirotrichea; Sporadotrichida; Oxytrichidae
Source: the annotation of a GenBank genome assembly